Purpureocillium takamizusanense is the source of this 2678-nucleotide messenger RNA. It is a transcript of the gene PAP1, whose product is annotated as Polynucleotide adenylyltransferase. The transcript is spliced from 6 exons. NCBI's taxonomy places the organism in Eukaryota, Fungi, Ascomycota, Sordariomycetes, Hypocreales, Ophiocordycipitaceae. Gene Ontology annotation, molecular function: RNA binding; poly(A) RNA polymerase activity. The record is from RefSeq and is a predicted model, not a curated record. The coding region runs from base 424 to 2160 and encodes 578 amino acids. Gene Ontology annotation, cellular component: nucleus.
AUUGCAUGCAUUGCAUCUUCUCUUCCCCAAGCCCGUAGCUGCGAGGCUGCCGACUAACGAGGCCAACGGCCCAUCCUUUAAGCAACAGCGCCAGACCUUGCGCGUCGCGCCUCUCCUUUGCCUUUGUUUUCUUUUCAUUUCCUCGCAUCGGUCCUCACACAGAUGCUGCCAGAGACGGCCGAGAACGAAUUGUCACCAGGCCACGACGGCCCGCAUUGUUCCCGUGAAGCGCCUCCGGCAGGGCAGGCUGCAUUCAGUCUUCUUUUUCCUUGUCUACUCACUUAUUGAAUGGCACCCGCGUCGGCCCGAACCGACCACUCCUGAUCUCGCCGAACCCGAUACCAUCGCUUUCUCGCGCGCGCGCUCGCACACACACGCUUCCUUCCCCAUCUUUGGGGCACACGACCAUCCGAGCCGAUAGACAUGGCUAGCGACCGUGUCUAUGGCGUGACGCCGCCGCUAUCCUUGUCCCUUCCGACCGAGGCUGAGAAGCGAGCUAGCGAUACGCUGAUUGAGGAACUGCGACGUCAAAAGACGUUCGAGAGUCCAUCCGACACGGAGAAACGAUACAAAGUUUUAGAAUCCCUGCAGACUAUCUGCAACGAGUUCGUCAAACGCGUCGCCAAAGCGAGAGAACCCAAGAACGACAUCCUCAUAAAGAAUGCGCGCGGAAAAGUAUUCACCUACGGGAGUUUCCGCCUGGGCGUCUUCGGCCCAGGGUCCGACAUCGACACACUCAUUGUCGCCCCCAAAUAUGUCACCCGCGAUGAUUACUUCGAACAUUUCCCCAAGAUGCUCGUAGACAUGGCUCCCGAGGGCGCCAUCACGGAGCUGGCCGUCGUCACCGACGCAUUUGUCCCCAUCAUCAAGUUUGAGUACUCUGGUAUCAGCAUAGACCUGAUCUUCUCGCGCAUCAUUCAAAAGCAGCUGUCGCCAGACUUCCAAGACCUCAAGGAUUCUGCCCUAUUGCGUGGUCUCGACGAAGCCGAGUUGCGAUCCCUCAAUGGCACCCGUGUCACCGAUGAGAUAUUGAACCUCGUUCCAGAACAGAGCACUUUCAAACUUGCCCUCCGUGCCAUCAAGCUCUGGGCGCAGCGCCGUGCCGUCUAUGCGAACAUUAUGGGCUUCCCUGGAGGUGUGGCUUGGGCCAUGCUCGUCGCUCGUGUAUGCCAGCUGUACCCCAAGGCGGCCACCUCGGUCAUCGUCAACAAGUUCUUCCUCAUCAUCAGUCAAUGGCGAUGGCCGCAGCCCGUCCUCCUCAAGCCUAUUGAAAGCGGUCCUCUGCCCGUCCGCGUGUGGAAUCCCAAGCAAUACAAAGGCGAUUCUUUCCAUCUUAUGCCUGUCAUCACGCCGGCAUACCCUUCCAUGUGUGCAACUUUCAAUAUCACACGGUCGUCCAAGACCAUUAUCAACCAGGAACUGCAGAGAGGCCUGGAGAUCACUGAAGCCAUCAUGGUGGGGAAGCGACCUUGGAGUGACUUGUUCGUCAAGCACACCUUCUUCACCGCUGACUACAGAUACUACAUCUCCGUCAUCACCGCGAGCAAAGACAAAGAGUCCCACAAGGUGUGGUCUGGCUACGUCGAGUCCAAGGUGCGCAUGCUGGUCCAGAAGUUGGAGCUCCACCAGGAGAUAGAUCUGGCACGCGCCUUCAACAAGGGCUACGAUCGACGCCAUCUCUGCAAAAAUGACGAGGAAAUUGCGCAGGUUCAAGAGGGUAGCCUGGAUUACCUCAUGAAACCUGGGGACGAAGUACCCACUCCGCAGACCGACGCAGACAUGUCCGGCGAGGACUCGAAAGAAGGCGACGGUACAGCAAAGCCCGCUUCGCCGACUGUAGUGUAUACCACGACUCACUACAUUGGCUUGCAACUCCAUCCAGAUGCCAAAGCUCUCGACCUCUCUUACCAGGUAGAUGAGUUCAAAGCUCUGUGCACUCACUGGAAAAAAUACGAGGACGAGUUGAAAUCUCUGGUAUCAAUUGGUGUCCAGCACGUCCGCAACUUCAACCUCCCAGACGAUCUUUUCGAGGCGGGCGAGACAAAACCACGAAAGAAGAGUGCUAAGAGCGCUCUCAACGGAAAGAAGCGCGCCCAACCAGAGGACAAUACCCAACCCCCCGCCAAGCGACAGCAGGCCUCUGUAGUUGCAGCUGGCUGAGUGGCGAUGACCUUGGCCGACUGAAGUAAUCACACCCCAGGGUGCACGAUUACAUGACAUUGAGGGCGCCAAUCUGCCCUGCUUGGACAUCAACUUGACAAGGACUCGAGUUCACUAAGAGGGCCCCUGGCUUCCCUCGCAAAGUACUGACGUGCGCCUAUAUGGCGCAGACUCGUCUGGCAAGAUUCCGGGCUGAAGGCCGUAAUAACUCUGGCCUCCAGUACGCCAGAGGCCUUUAUCGGUUGUCGCUGGCUGACUACGAGACAGACGGCAGUGUACACGAUGAGCGACCCAAGCAUGGAUUGCAGGUCGGUGACCGAACAAGAAGUGAAUUCUUCCGCAGUAUCUGCUGAAGGACCUGACGGGCGUCGUUGCAGCUCCCGCGGGCGCGAUUUGACAUAUCCUGGAAAUCGCCAACGGGCGAAGUGACCCUCCCUACGGCUGUCUGUAUCUAGAACAUGUGGCCUCGCUAGAUGAUGAAUACAGACGUAAUUAUGAGGCCGUCUGCCUCAGUGACC